Messenger RNA from Apiotrichum porosum, 1761 nucleotides. RefSeq lists its product as uncharacterized. Gene Ontology annotation, cellular component: cytoplasm. Gene Ontology annotation, biological process: small GTPase-mediated signal transduction. NCBI's taxonomy places the organism in Eukaryota, Fungi, Basidiomycota, Tremellomycetes, Trichosporonales, Trichosporonaceae. The transcript has 2 exons. The record is from RefSeq and is a predicted model, not a curated record. Bases 1 to 1761 code for a protein of 586 amino acids. Gene Ontology annotation, molecular function: GTPase activator activity.
AUGGCCGACGAUACCGACCAGCGAGACUCGCCACGAUCCUCCUCUUCCACCCUCACCCUCACAGAACCCCCACUUCCCCCGCUUCCAGCAUACCCGCAGGCAGCAGCAGUCGCGCCGUCGCCCCUCAUGUCGACCCUCAACCGCCUCUCGCUGUCCACCUCGCGUCCCAACUUGCCCGAACGCGAAGGGUAUGCGGCCCGCGCUGUUCGGUCCGUAUCGCAACAGUUCGGCGUCACCAUCGCAGCCCCGUGGGACAAGGACGAAGUGGAUGCCCCUCGCCGAGCUUCAAGCAGCUUGGACACGAGCUCGAUCCUGUACCCCACACUCGAGAACCACCCGGCGCCGUUUGCUCACCCCUUGCUCGUGCUCGACCUCGCUACACUCACUGCCGUCCCACACCAAGUCUCCAAUGAGACUAUUCUUGCUACUCUGCUCCGCCGCCUGGAGCCAUGGGUCGGAGAGGACGGAGAAGGGGGUUACGCCCUCAUCGUUCUCGCUGCCGAGGACCCCGCUGGCAAGGGCAAGUCGCGUGCUCUCCCCGGUGUAACGUGGUGGCUCUGGCACUGGCGUCGUAUUCCCAGGAAGUACCGCAAGAACCUCAAGCGGCUCUACAUUGUCCACCCAUCGACACUCACGCGCACAGUCGUCCCGAUGCUUCUGCCUUUGGUGUCGCCAAAGUCGUACGCCAAGCUGCACACCAUUCCGUCGCUGCUCUCGCUCUCUCGUCGUGGCGUGUCCCUCGCCGGCAUCGAUGUGCCUCUCCCAACUCUGUUGGAAGAGGCUCGUAUCCUGCGCGAGAACCCCGACGCCGCCAAUGCGCCCGAGCACGCGACCGAGUCGUCGGGAGCCUUCGGUUGGGGCUACAGCGCUGUGACGUCCAUGUUCGGGGGCGUUGGCAGCUAUUUCCAUUUGACCGAGGCCAAGACUGCGUCCAGUCCACUCCCCCAGCUGCCCCCUUACUGGGGCCAGGACAUUGACCACAUCGUCGCUGACGCCGGUGGCAAAGUGCCCCGCGUUCUUCGUGACCUGGCGGUCGCCAUACUCAACUAUUGCACGGACACCGAGGGCAUCUUCCGUCGUUCGGCAUCGUCCGACCUCAUCCCCCCUCUCCGUGCCCUCCUCGAUCUCCCUCCUAGCCAACAGCCGCGAAUCGACUGGACGAGCGUCGCCCGUGCCGACCCACUCCUCCCUCCCAUCCUCUUCAAGCGUCUACUCCUCACCCUUCCAGCUCCCGUCAUUUCGUCGACGCUCUAUCCGGUCAUCCGCAAGGUCCACACUCCCGAGGACAUCCGCACUGUCCUCCUCCCAGCCUUGUCUCCUGCGCGCGCCGCGGUUCUCUCCCACGCCAUCCACGUCGCCCACCACCUUGUGCCAUACGAGCAGACGACGCGAAUGUCCCCGCUUGCUCUUGCUAUCGUUCUCGCACCAGCGAUGAUUUCCGGUGAUCCCCGCGAGGACGCUGCCAUGUGUCUCCAGCCCGGCCGCUCGCUCCCGCCGGGCCUCCUUGGCGACGCGGUCAUCGACGCUGAAGAGGGCGACAACACCCUUGUCGGUCUCCUCCAGACCUGGAUCAGCGACUACCCUGCUGUUGCCGGCGAGCCUGUUCGCCGGUGCCAGUGUCGUAUUGCCUCUGGUGCCUCCGGAGCACAGACCCCCGUGCCAGAGUCUCCGGCUACUACGAGCCCGCACCGUUGGUCGAUGCUCAACCCCGGUGGAGGCAAGGCUGCGCCUCCGCUCGAGAGCUCUGGCGCGGACAACUAA